Humulus lupulus (European hop) is the source of this 1169-nucleotide messenger RNA. RefSeq lists its product as uncharacterized. Bases 50 to 841 code for a protein of 263 amino acids. Gene Ontology annotation, cellular component: mitochondrion. NCBI's taxonomy places the organism in Eukaryota, Viridiplantae, Streptophyta, Magnoliopsida, Rosales, Cannabaceae. Gene Ontology annotation, biological process: translation. Gene Ontology annotation, molecular function: ribosomal large subunit binding. The transcript is spliced from 8 exons. The record is from RefSeq and is a predicted model, not a curated record.
CUAAUAUUGAAAAUUUCCGUGAAAUGAAACCAUUGGAGAUAGUACAACCAUGGCGAUCUUUCUUAGACGAUCGUUCUCAUUUAGAAACGUCCUUCUCAUUCGGAGCUCCGCUCUGCACGUUAGAGAUUUCUCGCACUUGAUCAGCUCGGACUAUGGCGUCUGCAACUCCGAGACACGGAGGAUUCUCACUCUUCCGGCUAUUGAUUUCAUCAGAGAAGGUCGCAGAGGAUUCGCCAAAGGCCGCAAGUCAAAGGAUGAUUCUGCUGCGAGUUCAGUUGAAGUAUUACCAGAUAUGGGGCCGACGAUUAAGUCCAAUGCAACCUCACAGAUGGAAGCGGCCAUUGCUGCAUUAUCAGGGGAGUUAACCAAACUCCGAACUGGAAGGGCAUCCGCAGGAAUGCUCGACCACAUUAUAGUGGACACUGGUGAUGUGAAGUUGCCUUUGAAUCAGAUAGCUGUUGUUUCGGUCAUUGACUCUAAAACCUUAUCGAUAAAUCCUUUUGAUCCCACUGCUCUGAAAAGCAUGGAGAGCGCCAUCGUUUCGUCUCCCUUGGGGCUGAAUCCCAGGGUGGAUGGUGAGCGCUUGAUUGCAGUUAUUCCUCCAUUGACCAAAGAACAUAUUCAGGCUGUAUGUAAAGUGGUUAUGAAGUCUUGUGAAGAUGCCAGACAAAGUAUUAGAAGGGCUCGUCAAAAGGCAAUGGAUACAAUAAAGAAAUUGCAAUCAAGUUACCCCAAAGAUGAUUUAAAAAGAUUGGAGAAAGAGGUUGAAGAGUUGACCAAAAAGUUCAUCAAGACAGCAGAGGACCUAUCCAAGGCAAAGGAGAAGGAGAUCACAAGCUAAGCAGUGGUGCAGUAUCAUUUUUUUUUUCAUGUUGCAGAAAGAGCCCACCACACCAUUGUUAGAAAAGAAUCAACCCUUUCCACUGAGUGGAUUCUUUGAUCGAUUACAUAUUGUUUUACAUAGGUUUUCCGUUGAAAUGUUUCCCAUAUUGCCGAUUAGCUUACUGGUUCGAUAAAAUGAGCUUAAGGUGAUAAAGAGUUCUAAAAUUCUACAAUUUUGCGGGAAUAAAGACAAUUUUUCCUAUCAUGAUUUAUAAUGGCAUACAGGUAUCUUUCUUGUAUUGUAAUGCCACCAACCAAUUAUUAUAAAGCACUUGACCUUUUGUGAA